GAAGUGUUGUGUCCGGGAAGGGGAGGGACUCCGACGACAAGUCUGGGGCUCUGCUGUGCUACUUGCAGGGCUGCACCAGUGCAACGUUUUGAUCCUAAAUACUCGAGUCCGUGCUUGUUGUUUUUGAUGAAGUAACUGAGUAAUGUUACAAAGCAUUGCGGCUUUUAUUUUAGUUUUAAAGGGCGUUUUGCCCGGCCUGGCCUGUGUGCUGUGCAUGUGCAAGGGGAAAGCCUAUAGCGCAGGCUAAUAGCAGCACUCGGGCUUGUUGCUACCACAGACGUACGCCAAGUUGUCCGUGAACUUUGUCACAUUUCGGAGCCAUGUCCAGCCUACUAUUGGCGAGAAACAGCAGGAGAGCGAUCUCGGUUAUCGGCGGGGGGCGCAGAGGCACCGACGCACUUUCAGGAGUUCAUCCGUCUGCACGGCGCUUCAUCAUAGAUAUGUCCUACUCAGCGCACUUCAUGGAUUUUCAAGGUUCUUCCAUACCUAGCAGUAUCAAAAAGCUGGUGGUAAACAAGCUUAGUCCUAAUUUCAAAGAGGCCGUUUCUAUGCAGACCGUUGCGGUCCCGACACCCGGAGACGCGGACUUGCUCGUCAGGAAUCGUUUUGUGGGUAUCAACGCCUCUGAUAUUAAUUACUCAGCAGGCCGUUACGACCCCUCGGUGAAGCCCCCCUUCGAUGCCGGUUUCGAGGGUAUUGGUGAGGUUGUUGGCCUCGGCCUUAGCGCCAGCUCCCGUUACACCAUUGGGGACACUGUGGCCUACUUUGGUAGCGGUGCGUUCGCCGAGUACACGGUGGUACCAGCCAAGGAAAGUGUGCCUGUCCCCGCGGUGAAGCCAGAGUUCCUUGCCCUGCUGGUCAGCGGUGCCACGGCCUACAUUGCCUUAAAACGUCUGGGCGACCUGGCCAAAGGUGAGACGGUCCUAGUCACAGCGGCUGCAGGAGGGACGGGACAGUUUGCCGUGCAGUUUGCCAAACAGGCCGGUUGUCACGUGAUUGGGACCUGUUCAUCCAACGAGAAAGCCGGCUUCCUUAAAUCCAUCGGCUGUGACAGGCCGAUCAACUACACCACUGAAGACCUGGCCAAGACGCUGAUGAAAGAGUACCCCCAAGGCAUAGACGUGGUGUAUGAGUCAGUUGGAGGCAGCGUCUUAGAACUCGCAGUGAACAGUUUGGCCAAGAAGGGCCGGCUGAUAGUGAUUGGCUUCAUCUCGGGGUAUCAGACCGCAUCAGGGAUCCCACCCUUCAGAGGGGGAACACUACCGGUCAAGCUGCUCCAGAAGUCGGCCAGCAUUCAGGGUUUCUUCCUGCCCCACUUCUUAAGUGACUACAGGGAGGCUCUGGGUAGCAUGAUGCAGAUGUUUGCCAUGGGGAAGCUAGUGUGUGAGGUGGAUUGUGGGGAUUUGGCACAGGAGGGGAGGUUUGUAGGCUUGGAGUCAGUCUUCCGAGCCGUGGACUACAUGUAUGCUGGGAAGAACCUGGGCAAGGUGGUGGUGGAAGUGGCAGCACCCUCUGUUAGCAAUAGUAAGCUGUGAUUUAGCUAAUUGUUUAGGUAUUAAAUAAAUCAUACUUGAACUCAAAUGACUGUUAAGUUAAAAACAUAAAACUGUAGGACUUUAAUCAUUUUCAAUAGAGUUUAUGUUCUUUAUUUUUGUAAGAUGAUUCAUAUUGCACUAUAAGUAAGGUAUACAAUGCCUUCAUGAAUAAACAGUUAGCAACUUUACUGCUCUCAUGGUUUUGGAAAUUCUACGCAAUACAAAGGUAUUCUUUUUAUCAUUAAUGUGAGGUUUCAGCAGUCGUUCAUUUGCCAAACCUAAUUUAGAAUAGAAAAAUCUGAAAAUGAACUAAUAAUUAUGCAUCAGUGGUAAUAUUGCACAAAUAUGCUGAUUAAAAAUGAGAAACGGCAGCCUCUGUAAUUUCACCCAGAAAAUAUGCCUUAGUGUUUCUUAAUCUUGUGUGCCACCUCUGAAAUUAUUUCAGACCUGCUGCCAUAAUGUGCUUGCUCUUACCACUCUCUUUGGCACUUUAUCUACCAUAAAUGUUUUAUGAUAGACUUCAUUGUUUUUGUAAUAGGGGCUUACAUUGGUAUGUGCGUGUCAAAAGUGAGUGCUGCUCCAGGUGUGCUUGGUAUUUCAUUGCCUGUUUGUGGCUGACAGAAACGGCAUUCACACAAUCAAUCUUUUCAUUCACAUGCCCAGAAGCUGCACAUAAUAAAAAAAAAAUUAGUCCAGCUAACCAGGAGUUGGACUAGAAAAUGCCAUUACUUUCCCCCACUGCAAGUAAAAAAAUCACUUAUAGUGAAUGUAUUGUGGAAUGCCCUUUGACAUAUUUUUUUCAUUUUUUUUGUAUUUAAUUCAGAUUUGGCUACAAGAAACAAAGCAGCACAACAUAUUAAUGAAAUUUAUUUCCGGGAUAAAAACCCCUUGAGAUGUACCCUCUCGUGUUCGAGGGAGUCCUGACCAAAAAUUUACAAUAAUAUAAGAAUACACGAUAUACAGCAAACACUAAACACACUUACAAUAGUAAACAUAUGAUAGGAAGUUUAGUCGCAUGGCAGAUCAUUUCCACAUAAAACCCAAAUAUUAUCAUUGUCAUAUAAAAAUAAGACUUCAUUAUAACUUUUAAAGCCCCAGUAGGUAAUGAGUCUCACAGGAUUUCACUUUUUUAAGUUAACCCCAUUUCUUAAGGAGUAAGACUCUGCACUGUAUGUUGAAGCAGCCCAUGUUGUAUUAAUGUUCUGUAUGUAGUCUAAAAUAAACACCUGUUCCUACCUUGCA
Messenger RNA from Micropterus dolomieu (smallmouth bass), 2777 nucleotides. Its product is annotated as prostaglandin reductase 3-like. NCBI's taxonomy places the organism in Eukaryota, Metazoa, Chordata, Actinopteri, Centrarchiformes, Centrarchidae. The transcript is spliced from 2 exons. Bases 321 to 1535 code for a protein of 404 amino acids. Gene Ontology annotation, molecular function: zinc ion binding; oxidoreductase activity. Gene Ontology annotation, cellular component: mitochondrion. The record is from RefSeq and is a predicted model, not a curated record.